CGCCUCUCCUGCGCUUGCCUCUCUGCUGUUGUUCUCUGCGCUGCGCCUCGUCCCUCCAAUCUCUUCUCCGUGCCUCGCGCUUGCGUGCAUUGCACAGGGACCGCGACAGCCAUGCAGGAGCAACGUCCUCAUCGCAUAGACGUCGUCGUGCGCCUGCCCUUCGACUGGCCCGAGUCUCAACGGCGCUGGCACUGGCUGCAGCUCCUACAGCACGUCGAGGCACCGCGGCAGUUCUCACUCUCCGCCAUGAUCAAGGCCAAGCACAUCGCCGAGGGACCUUACGCCGUCAUCAGCCCCUCGUACAUGCUGCAGCGCUUAGCGCAGCGCUGGGAGCUGGCCGACCUGGUCGAAUGGACAGUGACGAUGUGGGGUGCGCAUCUCACAGCACUGCCAUUGCCGCGGCCGUUCGAGUUUCGUGACGGAGAGGACGAGCGAAGCACAUGCUUCUCUGCCGGACUCGCAUGCGCCGGCGACUACAAGCUGUUCCUCGGGCACACCGUCUUUCGCCCGCGUGGAGAAGCGCGCCAUCUGAGUCCGAAGGACGACUCUGCUGUCCCGCGGCCGAUUGAGAUCGACGAGACCGGCUCGUGCUGCUUCGCGUGGCAAGCACUGCCCGAUGCAGGCGCGACGAAGGACGGUGGCUCGCUCGCCGCUGCAGACGCCUCGCUGCUUUCCCUCAGCUCGAGUCUUGCAGAGACGGGUCAGCACUGGUGGCGCACGUGGACGGAACGCGACGACGCUGACCGUCCCAGCAUCAUCAAGGCCGAACCCAUGACCGUCCUCCUUGUCGACUUCUCGCUCAGCGACCGAUGUGGCUACGUCUCGCACUUGGCUGCAUUGCCAUCGCGCGCGUCUUUCAGCGAGAGCAUCGUCUCGCUUGAAUGCAAAGCGAGUCGUGCGGCCGCGCCAAGUGGCACCUUGACAGCAGAGGCCAGCAAAAGAAAGCAACAAUCACGCACGAGACGCUCCGAGCUUCUGGCAUUGAUGCCAGCGAAAGCGUGCGCUCUCGCCGGGUGUCAUCAACUCGCCUUCUGCGAUGGCGCUCACAUCGUGGAUCUGGCAUCAGCUGCAAGUCUCGAGGCCAUCCGUGCGGCAUGGCUGCGCUGCUGGCAAGCAAUUUACCGGGCGUCUGGAGGGCAAGUGCGCGCAAUCAGCCAGGGCGAGCUACUGGCCGACGCCAUGCUGCGCAUCGGACUGUGCGAUGUUCGUCUAGGCGCCCGCAUCACCUCUACGAACGCCGGAGCAUCGAGCGCUCACGCAGUCUGCAAUAUGCUCCUGCUGAACGCGAUUGCGCAUCGGGCGUACGACUACGGUGUCUGGCUCAUCUCGCCGAACGGAGACACCUGGCAGGUACAAGACGAAGGCGGUGACCUGCAUGACCUCCUGCGGAUGUUACCGCCUGAUACUGCGGAGGCGUCCCACACGCCAAUCCAAGCCCACGGACACGCGUACCCGAUGCGCCUGAAACUGACUCCCGCAGGCAAUGGGUUCGACAGACUGCCGCAGAUCCAUCUCGCCACCUUGGCUCGUCUCUUCGCGCAGUUCGUGCCGACCGACACCAAGGGCGUCAUCCGGGACCGCCUCGGCAUGACGGCUCCUCUGCCGGACGCAUCUACGCCUGGCGAGCCCGGCAGUGAGCCUAUGCCUGCGCCAUCGCGCAGCAUGGGAAGUGCCGAGCGCUCUGCUGCGCCGUCAUGCCUGACGAGCGUCGACAGAGGGUCGCCUGGACCUCGUGCGAACAAGAUCCACGCGGAGGACCUCGCCAACAGCGUCACAUCCGACGACGACAUCGCAGGUCCCGCCUCUCGUGACAGCGGCAGCGAAGCGUCUCAGUCGUCCUUUAACGCAUUCCUCGCCUCCGAGCAGGCUGACGAAGAGCGGAGGAGGGGCUUGCAGAAGGACCGCGCUUUGGGCAUGCGAUGGCUCGCGGUCGCAUUCACGGCCGCUGCCACCGACCUCGAGAGAUUGACAUCGGAGGGCACGAGUGCUGCAUGAUGCGCCGUCCUCACAACCUCCCCAUCUCAGUACGCUGCGCAUCUUGCUCCUCGCGCUGUCUGCUCAUCCGUCCGCGUCGCCAUUCAUCAGCCCUCUCGCUCCAACGGCGCGUACGUCGAGCCAGCUUCGCAUCGAGAUGAUACCAACCAUCCUAACCCAUCGCGUCACCACCAAUCGUCCAAUCACAUGUUCUC
This is a messenger RNA of Tilletiopsis washingtonensis, 2189 nucleotides long. RefSeq lists its product as hypothetical. NCBI's taxonomy places the organism in Eukaryota, Fungi, Basidiomycota, Exobasidiomycetes, Entylomatales. The transcript has 6 exons. The record is from RefSeq and is a predicted model, not a curated record. The coding region runs from base 112 to 1995 and encodes 627 amino acids.